This is a messenger RNA of Ascoidea rubescens DSM 1968, 2512 nucleotides long. RefSeq names its product transketolase TKL1 (gene TKL1). Gene Ontology annotation, molecular function: transketolase activity. Bases 140 to 2182 code for a protein of 680 amino acids. Gene Ontology annotation, biological process: pentose-phosphate shunt. The transcript has a single exon. NCBI's taxonomy places the organism in Eukaryota, Fungi, Ascomycota, Saccharomycetes, Ascoideales, Ascoideaceae. The record is from RefSeq and is a predicted model, not a curated record. Gene Ontology annotation, cellular component: cytosol.
GCUGGUUGUUGUAUUUCUCAACUCUUCUUUUCUUAUAAACUCAUCUGUUUCUUGUUUUCUGUCUAUUAGCAAUUGUAAUUAUUAUUACUUUAUCAUAGUGUUCAAUCGCGUUCUAUUCAUUCAUCAAUUCUUUCGUAAAAUGUCUUCUUCAGAAAUUGACAAUUUGGCAAUCAGCACCAUCAGAUUAUUAUCUGUUGAUCAAGUUGCUAAAGCCAAUUCUGGCCACCCUGGUGCUCCCUUAGGCCUAGCUCCUGUUUCUCAUUUUCUAUGGAAGCAGAUGAAUUUUAACUCCAAAAACCCAAAAUGGUUAAAUAGAGACAGAUUUAUUUUAUCAAAUGGUCAUUCUGUUGCGUUACUUUAUUCAUUAUUACACUUAUUUGGUUAUCCUUUAACUUUAGAUGAUUUAUCCAACUUCAGACAAUUAGGCUCAAAAACACCUGGCCAUCCAGAAAGCGAGACCCCAGGUAUUGAUGUCACUACUGGUCCUCUUGGUCAAGGUAUUGCCAAUGCUGUUGGUUUAGCAAUUGCUCAACAAUACGUUGCUGCCACCUUUAAUGAAGAGAAUUUCACCAUCUCUGAUAACUAUACCUAUGCUUUUUUAGGUGAUGGUUGUCUUAUGGAAGGUGUUUCUUCUGAAGCCAUGUCUCUUGCUGGUCAUCUUAAAUUAUCAAAAUUAAUUGCUAUUUAUGACGAUAAUCAUAUUUCCAUUGAUGGUUCUACUGAUGUUGCUUUCACUGAGGACGUCACUAAAAGAUUGGAGUCUUACGGAUGGAAUGUUAUAUGGGUGAAAGAUGGUAAUAAUGAUUUUUCUGCUAUUCAAUCUGCAAUUGAAGAAGCAAAGAGUUCCAUUGAUAAACCAACACUCAUAAAGCUAACAACGAAAAUUGGUUUUGGCUCCUUGAAUGAAGGAACCGCCGGCGUCCAUGGUUCUCCCUUGAAACCAGAUGAUAUUAAGCAAUUGAAAACAAAAUUUGGCUUUGACCCAACAAAAACAUUCCAAGUUCCCCAAGAAGUUUAUGGUUUUUACAAAAACACUACUUUAAAAAAGGGUGAACUUGCUAAUGAAAAUUGGGAUAAAUUAGUUGAUGAUUACCAAGAAGCUUAUCCCGAAAAAGGACAAUUAUUAAAAAGAUUAAUUUCCGAACAAUUGCCAGAGAAUUGGAAAUCGUUCUUACCUACCUAUAAACCUGGUGAUAAAUCUUUAGCUUCAAGAAAAUUAUCUGAAAUUGUUUUGCAAAAUAUUCACCAGGUUUUACCAGAAUUAAUUGGUGGUUCUGCUGAUUUAACUGGCUCAAAUUUAACAAGAUGGACAAACGCUGUUGAUUUUCAACCUCCCUCCACUGGCUUGGGUGAUUAUUCUGGUAGAUAUAUUCGUUACGGUGUUAGAGAACAUGCUAUGGGUGCAAUUAUGAAUGGCAUUGCUGCUUAUGGUUAUAACUUGAAGCCAUAUGGUGGAACUUUCUUGAAUUUUGUUUCCUAUGCUGCUGGUGCUUUGAGAUUGUCUGCCUUAUCUGGUCACCCUGUUAUUUGGGUUGCAACCCAUGAUUCUAUUGGUCUUGGUGAAGAUGGCCCAACUCAUCAACCUAUUGAAACUUUGGCUCACUUCAGAGCUAUUCCAAACUUGAUGGUUUGGAGACCUGCUGACGGUAAUGAAACCUCUGCUGCAUAUUUGAAAGCAAUUUCAACUAACAAGACUCCAUCUGUUAUUGCUCUUACCAGACAAAAUAUUCCUCAAUUGGAAGGCUCUUCAAUUGAGAAAGCUCUCAAAGGUGGUUACACUUUAGUUAAAACUGAAUAUCCAGAUAUUAUUUUAGUUUCCACCGGCUCCGAAGUUUCCUUAUGUGUCGAAGCAGCCAAACAUUUGAAAGAAGAAAAGAAUAUUAAUGCUAAUGUGGUUUCAUUACCUGACUUUUAUUCUUUCGAUGAACAAUCCGAUGAAUACAAAUUAUCCGUUUUUCCAAAUGGUGUUCCAAUUUUGUCAGUUGAAGUUUUAAGCACUGUUGGCUGGUCCAAAUACUCUCAUGCACAAUUUGGUAUUGACAGAUUUGGAGCUUCUGGUCCAGCAGAUGAACUUUAUGAGUACUUUGGCUUUACAAUUGAAGGUGUUAGUGAAAAGGCAACUAAAGUUGUUGACUACUAUAAAGGUAAAGAAAUUAUUUCACCUUUAAAUAAACCAUUUUAAAUGCUAUUGUAACUUUUUUAUAGUUUUAUCUUUUUCCACUUCAGGUUAAACUUUUAGAUCUACGUUCGCCUAAUGAUAUUUUUGCAGAUGUUUUUAUUUUGCUUCUAUUUUAGUUUAAUGAAAAUUCCAUUAUUGCAAUUGUUAAAACCAACUCAUUAUCCCUCGUUACUUCGCAAGUAUUAGUCUUUCUCCUGCUAAAAAACAAUCACCAGAUAACUAUCAAAUAAAUUCUAUGAUGUAAUUCAGAAGAACAAAACAUUGUGUAGAAGAAAAGACCUUGUAUUCCUCAAACUUUAUGAAUAGUUCAAUAAAUGCAAAAAGCAAAUUAAA